ACCGGCUAACUCCGCCAAGGGGUGAAAAGUUAAGAACAAAAAACGGUUUGGACCCUCGCCCCCGAGUAUUGUGGGCAGCGGCUACUUUUAUUCACUCAGCGAUAACGGCCUCAACAAUGACCAGCUCUCCGCAGCAACCUUUGACCUUCCUCAUCACUGGUUGUUCCUCAGGUUUUGGUCUUCUGCUCUCCAGGCUUGUCCUUGACCAAGGCCACAACCUCAUCGCCACCUCCCGUUCUCCCUCGAGAACUCGCGAAGUCGUCGAAGAGAUUCUUUCCCACCCCGGUGCCGGAACCCGCCAGUGGCUGGAACUCGAUGUCAACGACCCAGUGAGAUGCCACGAGCUCAUCAACGACCUGGAAACCUCCAACGGUACUGCCAUUGAUGUACUGGUCAACAAUGCUGGCUUCUGCAUCCUUGGCCCUGCGGAGCUGCUGGAAGAAGACGAGUUGAGAGAGAUGAUGGACACAAUGUACUUUGGUCCCGCUCGUCUUGCACGACUUGUUCUUCCGUUCAUGAGACAGCGGAAGAAGGGUGUGAUUGUGAAUAUGAGUAGUGGGGCUGGGUUGGAAGGAAGGGAGAGCAUGGCUGGCUAUGCGGCUGCUAAGGCGGCGCUGGAUGGAUUCUCCAAGGUUCUCGCUACAGAGGUUGCGCCGUUAGGUGUUAGAGUAUUGACGGUUCAGUUGGGAGCUUUUGAUCAUACAUCUAUGGGCGACAACGCCAGGGCUACAAGACAAUAUCGGCAGGGGGAUGUGCCCACUGAGUAUGUUGGGUCAGUGGCCGACCAAAUUACCAAGACCCUGGCUGGAGGCAAGUUGGCCACUGUGGCAGAUGGUGAUUCAAAGAAAGCUGCCAAGGCAGUCUAUGAUGUUAUUGUUGGUGAGGGGGUGGGUUUUGGAAAAGAAAAGGAACGAAUGUUGCCUCUGGGAAGAGAUCUCGAUAAAAGACUCAGGGAGGUGAUCGGGAGGUAUCAGCAUGCCUUGGACGUUUUUGGGGACAUCUGUAACAAGGUUCACAAAGAUUGAGUCUGAUCGAGUGGUUGUACUAGGCAGCCCUUUUCUAUGAGUCGGAUGGUCCUUCCUGUCUAGUAGUGAAAAAUGCUCUAUUUACCUGAACAAGAUGUCAACCAGC
Molecule: messenger RNA, 1131 nt
Organism: Podospora pseudocomata
Lineage: Eukaryota; Fungi; Ascomycota; Sordariomycetes; Sordariales; Podosporaceae
Exons: 2
Coding region: 117-1025 (302 amino acids)
Molecular function (GO): oxidoreductase activity
Source: RefSeq, a predicted model, not a curated record